AUGGCAUGUCAGGCAUUUGGUACUGAUUCCUUCACCCAACUGGCAGGAGAUUCACCUUUACCAAUCCUUAUGCACCAUGGCUCCACCAGUGACUGCUUGCCAACCACUUCCCAUGCUUACAGUAUGGUUUCUGCAGUAUCAUCAGGACUGUCCCUGGGUCAGACCUCAAAGAGGUCCCACAUGCACCUGUCCACUUCCUCUCUUGGAAACGCCCUCAGCAAUGCUCCUCAAAGUUUGCAUUAUCCAGUCACCCCCUGCCAUUACAGCAACCAGCAAGCCACUUAUGGCAUGAUGACAGCCCAAGAGAUGCUUUCUGCCAGUAUAUCUCAGACUCGCAUCCUGCAGACCUGUGGCGUCCCUCACCCCAACAUGGUGAGUGGUGCAAACCCAUUACAAGGGUCUCUGACACCUUGCAUAUACAAGUUUCCAGAUCAUGGAUUGAGCAGCAGCUCUUGUGCUUUAAGUCACGGUUUUUCCUCGCUACCGUCUGCCCUCCUCUCAGCUGAUGAGAUCCCUGGGGGCCCCAGUGGAGAGGGGAAAGGUGACGCACAGAGGAAAGGGAUGCGGGAGCAGGAGGAUAGUGUCCCUUUAGAUUCCCCACAGAUACGGGAACUGGAGAUGUUUGCAAAUGACUUUAAAAUACGCAGGAUCAAACUCGGCUACACUCAGACUAAUGUAGGCGAGGCUCUUGCCGCAGUGCACGGCUCCGAGUUCAGCCAGACCACGAUCUGCCGCUUUGAAAAUUUGCAGCUGAGCUUUAAGAAUGCCUGCAAACUCAAGGCCAUUCUGUCAAAAUGGCUCGACGAGGCUGAGCUGGCUGGUGCCUUGUACAAUGAUAAAACAGGAAUGAAUGAGCGGAAGAGGAAAAGGAGAACAACCAUCAGCCUUGGAGCUAAGGAGGCCCUGGAGCGCAGCUUUGUGGAGAAAAGUAAGCCCUCCUCACAGGAGAUAGCCCGGAUAGCCAAAGGGCUCCAUCUGGAGAAGGAGGUGGUCAGAGUAUGGUUCUGCAACAGACGCCAAAGAGAGAAACGUGUCAAAACAAGCCUCAGCCUGAGCUCCUGCUUGACCAAAAUCAGCCCAAACUGCCUCACACAAUUGGGCAAAACACAAAGACCACUCACGUAAAUUAAAGUUCAGUUCAGCUGUCUUCAGAGCAAAAGUGACAAAGGGCUCCUUCAUGACAACCUAACAAAUUGACUAUUCUUCAACAGCUCCAAAAGUAAUAAAUUCACUAGGAGCAGCUACAAAAAAAAAUGCUUCUAAACACAUUCCUUAUGCUUUUUUUUUAUUUUAUUUUAUUUUUUAGCUAAACUAUGAAUAUCAUAAUAUUUAUUAGAUUAAAUAAAGAUUUAAAGUUCGUUGCAAAUAUACCCUUAUCCUUA
Molecule: messenger RNA, 1382 nt
Organism: Cyprinodon variegatus (sheepshead minnow)
Lineage: Eukaryota; Metazoa; Chordata; Actinopteri; Cyprinodontiformes; Cyprinodontidae
Gene: pou1f1
Product: POU class 1 homeobox 1
Exons: 7
Coding region: 1-1125 (374 amino acids)
Biological process (GO): regulation of transcription by RNA polymerase II
Molecular function (GO): DNA-binding transcription factor activity, RNA polymerase II-specific; RNA polymerase II cis-regulatory region sequence-specific DNA binding
Source: RefSeq, a predicted model, not a curated record